CACUGUGCUCACCCCUAGAGCCAAGUCCAAGUUGCUGCUUCCAAGUCUUGAAGAGUAAUGCUAAUUUCCAGGCAACAUUUUCUUUGGAAAAAAUGGCAUGCUGUAUAAGAUUAGCACUCUGUGCUGUUCAUGUUAUAUUUGAAAGUUGUAACUGAUCAAUUAGUCCACAGAGACUAAUGCAAAGAGAGAGAGAGAGAGAGGAAAGGCUAAGCUUUAAAAUAAGGGCGUACGUAAAAUCCGCUGCAGUAAAACUAAUAAUAGGAAUUAAAUUUCACACCAUUGAACCUAUCAACUCAAUUUGGCCUUUCUUUCUUCAAACUAUCUCUCUCUAAUCCCCCCUUUUAUUUUUAUUUUUUUGUUCUUCCCUUCGUGUAACCCAAAAAGAAAUUACCUUCCAUUGCCACCAUAUUUUUCUUUUUUGUUUUUCAAGAAAAUAAAUGAUUUUUCUGAAGAAAACGCAAGAACAGCAGCAUUAGCAUGGCAACCUCAUCAUCAAGACCAAAAGAAAAAUCAUUAUCAUCGCAAUCAUCGAGUGCCGGCAGGCCACCUCAGGCUGUGAAGUUUGCUCGUAGAACGUCCAGCGGCAGGAUUAUGAGCUUGUCACGGGACGAUGAUUUAGAUAUGUCAAAUGAAUUUUCAGGUCAAAAUGACUAUAUCAAUUAUACCGUUAUGAUGCCUCCUACGCCUGAUAACCAGCCUGCAGGACCCUCUUCAGAUAAUAAACCUGAUGGGCCCAGCGCUUACGGAGGAACCAGUCGGUUUGGGCCUGAGACUGCGUCACAGCGAAUGAGCAGAAGGAUAGGAGAAGAGGAAGGUAAUUAUGGUGGUAAUGGUAGCGACGAUGGUGGCAAUAAUAGCUCGAAAUUGGAACGGAGAAUGUCAAUAAUGAAAUCAAAUAAUAAAUCAAUGUUGUUGAGGAGCCAAACGCAGGAUUUUGAUCAUAACAGGUGGUUGUUUGAGACAAAAGGAACAUAUGGGGUUGGAAAUGCAUACUGGACAGAAGAAGACACGUAUGGUCCCGACACAGGAUUGAGUAUGUCAGAUUUUAUGGAUAAACCUUGGAAGCCGCUUACUAGAAAGGUUAAGGUCUCAUCAGCUAUUCUCAGCCCUUACAGGAUACUCAUUGUCAUCCGUAUGGUAGUUCUCUCUUUCUUCCUAGCAUGGCGGGUCCAAAAUCCUAACAGAGAUGCAAUGUGGCUAUGGGGGAUAUCCAUUGUUUGUGAGAUUUGGUUUGCAUUCUCAUGGAUACUAGACAUUCUCCCUAAGCUCAAUCCUAUCAACCGAGCCACUGAUCUAGCUGCUCUUCGCGACAAGUUCGAAAAGCCUUCUCCUUCCAACCCAACUGCCAGGUCAGACCUUCCCGGUGUUGACAUCUUCAUAUCCACCGCCGACCCUGAGAAGGAACCUCCAUUGGUCACUGCCAACACCAUUUUGUCAAUCCUUGCAGUUGACUACCCGGUGGAGAAGGUCUCAGGUUACAUUUCUGAUGACGGUGGCGCCAUACUCACCUUUGAGGCCAUGGCUGAGGCCGUACGCUUUGCUGAGGUUUGGGUGCCAUUUUGUAGAAAACACGACAUCGAGCCAAGAAAUCCUGAUAGUUAUUUCAACCUGAAAACUGAUCCUACCAAGAACAAGAAACGGCCUGAUUUUGUCAAGGACCGUCGCUGGAUCAAGAGGGAGUAUGAUGAGUUCAAGGUGAGGAUUAAUGGUCUUCCUGAAACUAUACGUAGGCGAAGCGAUUCGUAUAACAAAAAGGAGGAGAAAAAGGAGAAAUCACUAGCCCGCGAGAAGAAUGGUGGCAUGUUGCCAGCAGAGGGUGUCACUGUCCCCAAGGCUAGUUGGAUGGCUGAUGGCACCCACUGGCCUGGCACUUGGCUAAAUCCUACAGCUGAUCAUGCAAAGGGAGAUCAUGCUGGCAUCUUGCAGAUAAUGAGUAAGGUCCCGGAAAGUGACCCAGUGCUGGGCCAUCCUGAUGAGAAGAAGUUGGAUUUUACAGGGGUUGAUAUCAGGAUACCAAUGUUUGCAUAUGUCUCACGAGAAAAGAGGCCUGGUUAUGACCAUAACAAGAAAGCAGGAGCCAUGAACGCCAUGGUUAGAGCUUCAGCUAUAUUGUCCAAUGGACCAUUUAUACUCAAUUUGGAUUGUGAUCAUUACAUCUAUAAUUGUCAAGCUAUACGGGAGGGUAUGUGCUUUAUGAUGGAUAGAGGUGGUGAUCGUAUUUGCUACAUCCAAUUUCCACAAAGAUUUGAAGGGAUUGAUCCGUCAGAUAGAUAUGCCAAUCAUAACUUUGUCUUCUUUGAUGGAAGUAUGCGAGCACUUGAUGGUCUUCAAGGUCCAGUUUAUGUAGGAACUGGGUGCAUGUUUAGGAGAUAUGCACUAUAUGGGUUCCUUCCCCCAAGAGCAAAUGAGUAUUCAGGAAUAUUCGGCCAAGAAAAGGCGAAGGCUUCUAGACUUCAGGCUCAAUCUGAUGACGACUCAGAAACACAGCCCCUGACCUCGCAUCCUGACUUGAACCUGCCAAAGAAGUUUGGGAACUCAGUUAUGUUCAAUGAGUCCAUAGCCGUAGCUGAAUACCAAGGACGACCGCUUGCCGAUCAUGUUUCAGUUAAGAAUGGGAGGCCUCCUGGUGCACUGCUCGUGCCCCGUCCUCCACUUGAUGCACCCACUGUUGCAGAGGCAGUUGCUGUCAUCUCCUGCUGGUAUGAGGACAAGACAGAAUGGGGGGAAAAGAUAGGCUGGAUUUAUGGUUCAGUCACAGAAGAUGUGGUGACGGGAUACAGGAUGCACAACCGAGGGUGGCGGUCUAUAUACUGCAUAACAAAGAGAGAUGCCUUCCGCGGCUCAGCACCGAUCAAUCUUACUGAUCGUCUUCACCAGGUGCUUAGAUGGGCCACUGGCUCAGUCGAAAUAUUUUUCUCCAAGAACAAUGCCUUUCUUGCAAGCCGGCGCCUAAAGUUCCUACAACGUAUUGCCUAUCUCAAUGUUGGCAUGUACCCUUUCACUUCCUUCUUCUUGGUGACCUACUGCUUCCUACCAGCACUUUCCCUCAUCUCAGGACACUUCAUUGUUUCAUCCCUCAAUAUUGCUUUCCUUUCUUACCUUCUGAUCAUUACGGUAACACUAACUCUCAUCUCCCUACUUGAAGUAAAAUGGUCAGGAAUAGGGUUAGAGGAGUGGUGGAGAAAUGAGCAGUUUUGGGCAAUUGGAGGCACUAGCGCCCACUUUGUUGCUGUGCUACAAGGGCUUCUAAAGGUAAUAGCUGGUAUUGAGAUUUCUUUCAAGUUAACCUCAAAGUCUGCAGGAGAAGACGAGGAUGAUGCUUUUGCUGAUUUAUAUAUGGUCAAAUGGACUAGUCUCUUCAUAAUGCCUCUAGCAAUCAUACUUUGUAAUAUCAUUGCCAUUGUUAUUGGGGUGUCGAGGACAAUAUACAGUGUUAUACCACAAUGGGGUAAGCUAAUUGGAGGAUGCUUUUUCAGCUUCUGGGUAUUGGCUCACAUGUACCCUUUUAUUAAAGGGUUAUUAGGGAGGAGAGGAAGAGUGCCAACUAUUAUAUAUGUCUGGGCAGGUAUUCUCUCGAUUACAGUGUCUUUGCUCAUGAUAUCAAUUGAUCCCCCUACUGAUAGUUCGAGUUCUUCCGGUGGAAAUCUUCAAGUAUAGUUACCAGGAACUAGAAAUUGAUCUCAAGGCACUAUCAGAUUUUAUAUCCUACAAAAUUUCUUUUUUUAGUGUAAAUUAUGGGUUGUGCUUUGGCUCCCAGGAUAUAAACAGUGAAAAUACUUGUAUUCUAGACACGUAAUGAACCACCCAUCUUUCACUGAGACACUAUGACAAGUACACUGGAAUCAUUUCAUGUAUUUGCCAGUUGAGAACAUAUGCAGCAUCGGACAAUUGGUUCU
Ricinus communis (castor bean) is the source of this 3896-nucleotide messenger RNA. Its product is annotated as cellulose synthase-like protein D1. NCBI's taxonomy places the organism in Eukaryota, Viridiplantae, Streptophyta, Magnoliopsida, Malpighiales, Euphorbiaceae. Gene Ontology annotation, molecular function: mannan synthase activity; cellulose synthase (UDP-forming) activity. The coding region runs from base 478 to 3657 and encodes 1059 amino acids. Gene Ontology annotation, cellular component: trans-Golgi network; plasma membrane. The record is from RefSeq and is a predicted model, not a curated record. The transcript is spliced from 6 exons. Gene Ontology annotation, biological process: cellulose biosynthetic process; plant-type primary cell wall biogenesis.